Messenger RNA from Ipomoea nil (Japanese morning glory), 1248 nucleotides. Its product is annotated as cinnamoyl-CoA reductase 1-like. The coding region runs from base 89 to 1066 and encodes 325 amino acids. The record is from RefSeq and is a predicted model, not a curated record. The transcript has 6 exons. Gene Ontology annotation, molecular function: oxidoreductase activity, acting on the CH-OH group of donors, NAD or NADP as acceptor. Lineage: Eukaryota; Viridiplantae; Streptophyta; Magnoliopsida; Solanales; Convolvulaceae.
ACUUAGCUUCCACCGUACAAUUUAUAUCAUAAUGCGGUGUGAGAAUAUAAACUAAAAAACCAAACGUAAAUAUAUAAGUUGAAAAAGGAUGAGCGGAGAGGGAAAGGCGGUAUGUGUGACGGGUGCUUCCGGCUUUAUAGCUUCUUGGCUCGUCAAGCUUUUGCUCCAACGUGGUUACACCGUCCACGCCACCCUUCGCAAUCUCAAGAAUCCAAAUAAGGUGUCACAUCUUCUUGCAUUGGAUGGUGCCAAGGAAAGACUGCAUUUGUUUGAAGCCCACUUACUUGACCAAAAUUCUUUUGAUCCUGCAAUUCAGGGAUGUGAAGGGGUUUUUCACACAGCAUCUCCUGUAAUUACUACACCAUCAGCGACUAAGGCAGAACUAGUGGAUCCUGCAGUAAAGGGGACACUAAAUGUUCUUGAAUCAUGUGUAAGAAUACCUUCUGUGAAAAAGGUAGUGGUGACGUCUUCAAUGGCUUCUAUUAUGUGCAAACGAAAUCCUAUUAGUCCAACUGAUGUAGUUGAUGAGACUUGGUAUACAGAUAAAGAAUUUGCAGAAGAAGCAAAGCAAUGGUAUUUCUUGUCUAAAGUCCUUGCAGAGGAAGCUGGAUGGAAGUAUGCAGUGGAGAACCGGAUUGACUUGGUUUCUUUACAUCCUGCUCUGGUUAUUGGCCCUCUUCUCCAACCCACUCUUAAUUUUUCAAGUGGAGUCAUUUUAGAUCUCGUAAAAGAAGGUAAGAAAGCAUUACCUACUGGAAUCUAUCCUUUUGUUGAUGUUAGAGAUGUCGCAAAUACACAUAUCCAAGCAUUUGAAUUACCUUCUGCUAGUGGAAGAUACUGUUUGGUUGGGAUAACAAUUUACUCUUCCCAAAUUUUGAAGAUUGCAAGUGGGCUUUUCCCUUCUCUUUCCAUUUCUGACAAAUAUAAAGAUGACUUGCCUACAGUAGCAACCUAUCAAGUAUGUCAGGAAAAGGCAAAAAGCUUGGGGAUCAACUACACUUCUUUUGAUGUGAGCCUUAAGGAUACUAUUGAAAGUUUAAAAGAAAAACACUUCCUCGACUUCUAAUUCGUGAGCUUCUUCUCACUCACGUGGAGCCAUUGAGAGAUGCACGUUUUAAGUGUUUAGUCUUUGUGGAGUAGUAUUUAGCUGUAAUUUAGUAUUGAAGUGUGUCUUAAAUUAUUAUGUUAGCUAAAAACUCAACUUACAUCACCUUAUUGUCAAGAUUAUAUCUACUUUUCUAUUAGAGC